AUGCUUGGCUACGGUAUUCUCUCGAUCGUCUUGGCCAUUGUCGCCUGUCUCUUGGCGUCCUUCGCACUCGUCGUGCCCGCUUGGUCGGCGCUCGACAAUCUCUCGUUCACCGGGUCCUCGUUCACGCUCCAUACACGCUUCGCCGCCGGUGUGUGGGGCUAUUGCACGGACGUGCGCAUGGACACGUCUGCGGGCUCGUACCUCGGGCACUGCGUCCUCUACCAGCCCCACGCAUCGACGACCACCACCAACUCUGUGACGAUCGAUGGCACCGGGCUCUGCACCCUCGACACGGCAUCGUCGGCGUACGCAGCGCUUCGGUCGGCAUCCCAUCUCGACGCGUCUAUGUUUGACGCCUUUGCUGCCGACGCGUGCGGUGUCUCGGCGUGGCUCACACUCGCGUGCGUUCAAGUCGUCAUUGCUCUCGCCGUGAUCGGCAUCGUCUCCGAGUGCGUCGCGCUCGUCGCUGGCUGCUGCGGCGGCAAGCGCUUCCUCCAAGCCCACGCAACCCUGGUUCACCUGACGGCCAUGAUGCUUGCUCUCUUCAUGGCAACUGCGACCAUGAUUGCAUGGGCCGUGCAAGCGCCGGCGCAAUUGUCGUACGGCGCGUCAUUCCACUGGCUCAUCGCAGCGUUUGUGCUUUGCAUGGCUUCGCUCUCUUGCGGCUUCAAGUACCGCAUCGAGGCGCUGCGGGUCGCCAGCUUUAGCCCCGUCCCGCUGCCGACGCGGCCGUCCGUCACCAAAGACGACGAUCUCUUUGGCACGUCCCAGACGCCGUACCAGGAAGAAGACCAGGAGCCUGCGAUCGUCUAG
Saprolegnia parasitica CBS 223.65 is the source of this 813-nucleotide messenger RNA. RefSeq lists its product as hypothetical. Lineage: Eukaryota; Oomycota; Saprolegniomycetes; Saprolegniales; Saprolegniaceae. The record is from RefSeq and is a predicted model, not a curated record. Bases 1 to 813 code for a protein of 270 amino acids. The transcript has a single exon.